AUGCCUACUGCUGGUAGCCCGUCACUAAAGCGCAAGCGGGUGGUAGAAUCUUGCUCGGAAUGUUACCGUAGGAAGCAAAAGUGUGACCGUAAACACCCAUGCAAUAAUUGCUCAGCGAGAAAUGUCCCUGGGAAAUGUACUUUCAAUACCUCAACUGUGUCGCGGCCUGAGGCCUGCAUUCAGCAACCCAGUACGUCAACGAAUGAUGUGGGCCAGGGGCAAUCACCGAUACAAGAUGACCGGGAGAGCUCUCAGCUGGACUCUGGUAGCCUCGGAUAUUCAUCUGUUCCUGGCAGCAAUGCCUUCAUUCUUGGUAAUGACGAGUUUGAAAAGAUGAAUGCUGUUCAAAGUUCCGCUUUCAACUCCCGUGUUGCACGAAAAAAUACUCAAACACUGGUUUCAAAACUACCGCCGAGGCCAGUCCUUCAGACGCUUGUUAACGUGUUUUUCGCUGAGGUAAACUGGCAUUACUUCAUUCUCGAAAGAUAUUACUUCGAUGAUUUGUUUUCACGAUGGCCACACAGCGAAGAACUAGAACCCGUGAGCUACCUCAGGCCCGAAGAACUCUCACGAGAGCUACGUUACUUUUCGGCUCUACUUUUCCAGGUUGUCUCCUUGACAUUGCAAUUUCUACCACCAGACCAUCUAGAUAUGGCCCAGUUCUCCGCAGAUGCUCUAGGUACCUCACAAACAUACAGCGACCUAGGCGAUGAGCUACUGUCUGUUUUAGGCAGGCCUGGGGCUGCUCUGAGUGGAGUUCAGGCGGACUUUCUAAGAUCCUCGUGGCUGAAAAACGUUGGUAGAGGUACUGAAGCCUGGCAUGCUUUUGGAAAUGCCAUCAGGCAAGCCCAGGAACUUGGACUACACCGUCAGAAGGAAAUCCGGCAGCCAGAUGAAACUAAUAUUAGUAAGACUUUGAGUUCUUUCUGGUAUGAAGAAAACAAGAAACGCCUAUGGAUCAACCUUUUCAUGGCCAUGAUCCUUGGCCGUCCUCGGAUGAUACAUAGGGAUGAUUGUGAUGCAAAGCCCCCCAUGGAAUGCAGUAUACCCAAGAACCCUUCCACGGCAGUACCAAUGGCGGUGCGGCUCGACGAAAAUCCCGGCAUCAUACCAGUAUCAGCAUCUUUAUUUCGUUAUGCAAUUGCAUGUAAGGUCCAUGACAUGCGAGCCAUUAAAUUGGAUCGCCCUCAUCCUAAAGUUUAUUCUAUGGUCCGAAAGAUUCAUGAGGAUGUCGACUUGUUGAUGGACGGCUUGCUGCCUUCAAUUCGCCCCGACUGUCCGGAUACAUCAUGGGACUUGGAGCUUCCCUACCUUCCUCAGUUGCGCGAGGAACUAAAAGUCAUGGCGAACAUUUUCAUCGUCAAUCUGCACCGACCACAUAUUAUCUCUAGCACCGAAAGCCGAAAAGCCGCUUUACAGGCUGCAAUUGCCACGCUCGACUUCCAGCUGCGCUCCUUCGCACAAACAAAACCAUAUCAGUAUCAUUUAUUUAGCCUCGCAUUCUAUAUGGUUGACGCCUCUUUUCUUCUCUCGGUCAUCACUAUUCUGUACCCACCAGAGAAUCACGAAACUAGGCAAAACAUUGAGACCAGUCUCCGUCGGUCAAUUGAUAGUCUCUCAACGAUGAGGGAUUAUAACCCAAUAGCUAAAGCGGGCUUUGGUGUUGUCCAACGUUGUUACAGCAAGCUCAGAGAAGCUUUCAAAUCUCCUAAUAACGCUUCUGGGCCACACCCUGCUCCACAUGGUUCUUCUACCAUUCGACUACAAAGUCUGAUGAGGGAUUUGAGCGAUUAUACCAUCGAUUUAUCAAGGGGCUCUCUGCUUGAUCCUAGUCAACCCACCCACAGCCCCGACCUUGGACUUCCGACGCCUCCAUUCUACGGAUUACAAGACAGCUUUGAUCAGGGAUACUGGCUGGAACAACUGAAUCAGAUCCAGCCAUCUCUAAUCUUUGAACAAGACCCCCACGGGAUGUGGGAAAAUCUUUCGUUUGAUUGA
This is a messenger RNA of Penicillium arizonense, 1998 nucleotides long. RefSeq lists its product as uncharacterized. Gene Ontology annotation, biological process: regulation of DNA-templated transcription; DNA-templated transcription. Bases 1 to 1998 code for a protein of 665 amino acids. The transcript is spliced from 6 exons. Gene Ontology annotation, molecular function: DNA-binding transcription factor activity, RNA polymerase II-specific; zinc ion binding; DNA binding. Gene Ontology annotation, cellular component: nucleus. Lineage: Eukaryota; Fungi; Ascomycota; Eurotiomycetes; Eurotiales; Aspergillaceae. The record is from RefSeq and is a predicted model, not a curated record.